AUGUUUUUCAAAGCUUCCACAAUCGCUUUCAUCGCCGCCAUCGGCUUUGCAUCUGCUGCACCUACACCUACCAGCGACUCUUCCUCCGCGGCAACAUCAACUGUCGCUUCCGAUGACUGCACAAUCGUAUGGCCAGGAGUUCUAGAAUACAUCUGGGAAAACACUCCUCAGCAUGUCGCUUACAACACAAUUACCCAAGACCCUUCAGAUCUAGACCAAGGUUAUUUUGGAAUGGGUGCAACUUGGAAUGGAACAGCAUGGACCUCGCGCCAAUACACUUAUGCAUCAUUUGACCUUCCAGCUGAUGCACAAAACUGUGAACUCUGGUCUUCAUUCCCUUCGAGCAGAGAUGAUUAUGAGGUCAUUACUGGUCCAUUGGACCCACAAGUCGAAGUUUUUGGCCCAUCCAUUCCUCUCGACUCCAGUGAUCUUACAUACUGGGAUGUCUUCCCUGUCAAUGGCGAGCCUACCGUGGAAGUUUUUACACCUAACACCUUGAAUCCUGGUCAGGAGACUCUCAUCGGCACCUUUGACUGCUCUUCGCAAGCCCAGUUCUUGAUGGGCAUUGCCGACUUGUCCGACCCAAGCAACUUCAGCUAUGAUGUCUAUCAGUUCCGCGUUAACAACACCGUUGCUAGAAACUACGGCUUGUACGUAGCAUAUGGAUCUGACACUUGUCAACUACAAUUCCCAUAG
Messenger RNA from Botrytis byssoidea, 696 nucleotides. RefSeq lists its product as uncharacterized. The record is from RefSeq and is a predicted model, not a curated record. The coding region runs from base 1 to 696 and encodes 231 amino acids. The transcript has a single exon. Lineage: Eukaryota; Fungi; Ascomycota; Leotiomycetes; Helotiales; Sclerotiniaceae.